Molecule: messenger RNA, 2393 nt
Organism: Humulus lupulus (European hop)
Lineage: Eukaryota; Viridiplantae; Streptophyta; Magnoliopsida; Rosales; Cannabaceae
Product: amine oxidase [copper-containing] gamma 2-like
Exons: 5
Coding region: 87-2258 (723 amino acids)
Biological process (GO): amine metabolic process
Molecular function (GO): copper ion binding; quinone binding; primary methylamine oxidase activity
Source: RefSeq, a predicted model, not a curated record
AAUGUACGUGUAGAUAUAUACUACUUCACUAACCCAGUUCAGUUUGUGAACCUCCAAUACUCUCAUCUCAACUCUCUCUCUCUCCCAUGGCAAAACUCACCUUCUCACUCGUUUCUUUCGCACUUGUCUUCCUUGUCUUACGAUCAUGUCAUCUUCUAAUCAACCCAAAACUCACUUUCUCAUUCCAACCCAAAUUCUGGGCCUUCAAAUCCAUGGUAACCCGACCCGGAACCACUCGCAGGUCUCUAGACCAUUUUACUCGGAGCCCUAAACACCCACUGGACCCACUCACAGUACAAGAGGUUGAGAGGGUUCGAACCAUUCUCUCUUCUUACCCACCUUUCGUCUCAACCUUCCCACCUAUUCACUCCAUGGUUUUAGACGAGCCCGACAAGUAUCGGGUCUCCAGCUGGAAAACGGGCGACCCGGUUCUACCCAGAAAGGCUUCUGUCGUUUCACUGGUUAACGGCAAGUCUCAUGUUGUAACGGUAGAUCUGGAUUUGGGCCGGGUCACGGCCCAUGUGAUAAGCCCAACUUCCGGAUACCCGAUGUUGACCUUGGAGGAUUUGUCCAACGCCUUGGAAGUGGCACUUUCGGAUCCCAAGUUGAAGAAAUCUGCGAUGGUGAGAGGUGUUGACGUUUCUGACCUGGCUUGCAUAACCCCUUCGGUGGGCUGGUUUGGGCCCAAUGAGGAAGGAAGAAGGCUUGUAAAGAUCGUGUGCUACUCUAGGCAAAACACCUCAAAUUACUUCAUGAGGCCCAUUGAAGGCCUGGUCAUGACAAUAGAUCUUGACAAACGAGAAGUUGUUCAAUUUGUUGACAAGGGUCAAGACAUACCAAUUCCAAGUGAGACCAACACUGAUUAUCGAUACACAGAUGACCAAAUGAGGAAGAAGAGUCAGCCCAAAAUGAAGCCACUAAACUCCAUUUCCAUAGAACAGCCCAAUGGGCCGAGUUUCAGCAUCGAAGAUGGGCACGUAGUGAAAUGGGCCAACUGGCAGUUUCACCUCAAGCCCGACCCAAGAGCUGGGAUGGUGAUUUCUAGGGCUAUGGUUCAGGAUUCUGAGAGUGGUGAGUUGAGAAAUGUUAUGUACAAAGGGUUUGCUUCAGAGUUGUUUGUGCCUUACAUGGAUGUAAGUGAGGCUUGGUACUUUAAGGGUUAUAUGGAUGCAGGUGAGUUUGGGCUUGGGGCCACUGCUAAGUCACUUGUAGCCCUAAAUGAUUGCCCAAAGUAUUCUUACUAUAUGGAUGGAGUUUUUGUGGGCUCAGAUGGCAGGCCCUAUAUUGAGCCUAAUAUCAUUUGUGUUUUUGAACGUUAUGCCGGAGAUAUUAGCUGGCGUCACACAGAUUUUCUUGUACCUGGCUCUGAGAUUAAAGAAUCAAGAAGGAAGGUGACACUUGUGGCUCGGAUGGCUGCUUCAGUUGGAAACUAUGAUUAUAUAUUUGACUGGGAAUUUCAAACAGAUGGUUUGAUUAAAGUCAAGGUAGAGACCUCAGGAAUGCUGAUGGUGAAAGGGAGUCCAUAUCAGAACGUAAACCAAAUUCCAAAGGAAGAAGAAAUGAGCGGUCCUUUAGUGUCUGAAAACCUAAUUGGAGUUGUUCAUGAUCAUUUUGUUACUUUCCACCUUGACAUGGAUGUGGAUGGGCCAAACAAUUCAUUUGCCAAGGUUAGUUUGGUCAAAGAAGAGACUUCUCCCCCCAACUCAUCACCGAGAAAGAGUUACUUGAAAGUCCAGAGACACGUAGCCAAAACCGAAAACGACGCCAAAAUUAAUCUCAAGCUCACCGAGCCUUCAGAACUUCAUGUCGUUAAUCCAUCUAAGCUCUCCAGCCUGGGAAAUCCUUCUGGUUAUAAACUUGUCCCUGGGAGAACUGCAGCUAGUUUGCUUGAUACAUUUGAUCCUCCACAAAUAAGAAGUGCUUUCACAAAUAAUCAGGUAUGGGUGACACCUUAUAACAAGAGCGAGCAAUGGGCUGGUGGGUUUUUGGCAUAUCAAAGCAAAGGAGAUGACACAUUGGCUGUGUGGUCUGAGAGGAACCGUCCGAUAGAGAAGAAGGACAUUGUGUUAUGGUACACACUGGGAUUCCAUCAUAUACCAUGUCAAGAGGAUUUCCCUAUCAUGCCAACGGUGUCAGCAAGCUUUGAUCUCAAGCCAGUCAAUUUCUUCCAACUCAAUCCUAUUUUACGACUUCCGCCAACUUUUGAAGAUGACUUACCUAAUUGUAAACCAUCCAUCUCUCAAUCAUGGUAUCUUUAAUUAGUACUAAUGUAAAUAAAAAUAUAUGUUGGCAAUUCAUUUUUUGUCAAGAGGGAAUAAUUGAUGUAAAAUUAAUAUAUAAUAGAAAAUGAAUCAUUAAAAAUUAUUCAAAUAAAAUAGACUUAUGUAUGUUUA